Molecule: messenger RNA, 579 nt
Organism: Theileria equi strain WA
Lineage: Eukaryota; Apicomplexa; Aconoidasida; Piroplasmida; Theileriidae
Exons: 1
Coding region: 1-579 (192 amino acids)
Source: RefSeq, a predicted model, not a curated record
AUGUUUUACUUCAUGACAGAGAAACUGCACUUUGAACCGGAACUGUUUGGAAGAUUUGCAGCAGUUCAGGCUAUUGCAAAUAUCGUAGGGAUUUAUUGUUAUUCCAAAUUCUGCAAACAACUAAAUGUGCGAAAGCUCUACGUAACCACAACAUAUUUGGUGACUUUAUUUUGCCUUAUGAGCGUCGUAUUGGUUAAGCGUUGGAACGUUAAUAUGGGUAUUCCAGACGUUGCAUUUAUCCUUACAGAUGACUCUAUUCUGGAGUUCUUUAACGAGAUCCAUGCACUUCCAAUAUUAGUUUUGAGCGUACGCCUAUGUCCGCAGGGAAUAGAAUCGAGUAUGUAUUCGUUGUUGUGGACCGUUCAACUCAUGGGAAUCAACGUAAGUACGUACAUCUCGGCCAUAUGUACAUAUCUGCUCGGAGUGAAUAACAAAAAUUUUGAUGGGUUAGUCCCACUUAUUGUCAUUUGUUCGCUCUUGCAUCUGGCGCCAGUUUUUUUCGUAUGGAUGAUUCCAGAGGAACUACCCGAAGAGAACGUCCAAGAAAAGAACCCUGAAAUGGAGUUGUAUAUACCUUGA